UUAUGAACUAGCAGAACAUCAAUUAAAUAAAAUCAUAGCAGACAAUUACGAAUCAGCAGAAUCAGUCAGAACUUUGACCCAAAAAGGUAUUUUGAAUGACUCCAGCACUGAUUCUGAACAAGAUCAAUCUAUUGAAUUCGUUAAUGCUAAAAAAAUGCGUUGGGAGGAUGAUAUACGUGCGUCAGCGUCUCCAUGCUCCACACUCUCCUUGGGAAAUGAAGGAGUUCCAACAAGUUGUAUUGGAGGUACAGGAAAGUCUCCGGUACCCUCUUCAUUUACAUCAUUCAGUACAGAUGAUGGUGGUAGAAAAGACUCAAUUUCACGAAACGCAGAAUUUGAAAGUGUUGUUCUGAGUACCCUGUCAAAGAUAUCGACAUGUAUAGACCAACACUCAAUUAUUUUGGCUGAAAUGAAUAGACGAGCGAGUUUGGCAGGCUCAGAAAAUUUAAAUCCACCGGAGUCCAUAAUGUCACACUCUUUUCCUUUUCAAACGCUUUCCAGUUUUCAAGAGUUUGAGAACAAACUGACUGAUAAGAUGGUAUGGGACUAUAUGAUGAGGAGAUUGGCAAGUCUUGGAGGAUCUGGGACAGUGAGUCUAACCAGACGAAUGCUCCGAUACAUUCUUUCAGACAAUGUGGCCAAACUUUUCAAUUGGAAAGGAAGAGAUAAGAUCGCAUUUGAAAAUUACAGAACAAAGGAGUUGUUGCUGGAGGCUGUUAAGAUCACCUUUCCUGCCAAAGAAAUAGAUGAAUACAGAAUUUGUACCGUAAUGAAAGAAUGGUUGAAAUUCGCCUCAGCCCGGCUGAAGAAAACAUCAAGGGACAGCAAAUAAUUAUUUUAGAAUGUUUUUUAUCUCUGACACCUUGUAGAGUGUAUAUUUUAUUUUUAAUAUAUUUUUUUAUAAUAACCAGA
This is a messenger RNA of Harmonia axyridis, 912 nucleotides long. RefSeq lists its product as uncharacterized. Bases 155 to 832 code for a protein of 225 amino acids. The transcript is spliced from 4 exons. NCBI's taxonomy places the organism in Eukaryota, Metazoa, Arthropoda, Insecta, Coleoptera, Coccinellidae. The record is from RefSeq and is a predicted model, not a curated record.